CCGCUUCGGUGAACCCAUCGACGAGCGGGCACGAUGCCGCGAAGUCAAUCUCGGGUGUUUGAGGAUGGGGGGGAGGACGAGAAUCUGAAGGCGCAAAAGAAGUGUUGCGUGUACAAGUACAUCCGGGUGGGACAGAGUCUCGGCGAGAGAUUCCGCGGCAAUCGCAUGUUGAAGUGCGUUUUCUGCGGCCACGAGUUCCAUGGCAACCAGUUCGUGGCAGCGCGCCAUUUCCGCCAGGGCAAGGGAUGUCCGGAAGUGACAGACGAGGCACUUGUCGACAUCCACUAUAACAGUGAGUACAAGAUGUCCGAGAAGUUCCUAGAGCGGAUACAGCGAUUUGAGGAGCUUCACGGUGCGGCGCCUGCGGUGGAUCCGCAACUGGACGAGGGGGGGGAGGGAGAGAUGAGGGACGCGGGGGAGCAGAUCAAUGUGGACAACGACGACGAGGAGGUUGCACGGGCGGGGUCGUCAAGGAGGGAGCGAGGGAUGGGCGUUGUCAGCGAGCCGGGGGGGCAGCAGGGCCAGUACUUUGCGUCGGCGCACGUGUCGGUUUGUGCACGGGCAGGUGCGGAUACGCCUGAGGCAAGUGCGUCUGCGGGGAAGAGGAAGGAGAGAGAGGAGGGGGACAGACCGAUGGCAGCAGCCGCAGCACAGAAGAGGAUGAGACAGAACACGAUCACGGAGUCGUUCACUUCAAAGUGGCAGAUGGAGUUCAAGAAGAAGUGGCUGCGGUUUGUGUACAGUCAGCGCCUAGCGUUCAACGUCUUUCGGAGCGAGCCAUGGUUGGACGUCGUCCGACACUUCAGGGACUUGCCGGGGUCAGUGAAGGUGUUGUGGCCUUCAAUGAAUGAGAUCGCGGACAUAGAGACCAUUGUCCACACGGCGGACGAUGUGGGAGCUGAUCUCGCGGAGGUGUUUGAUGACUUCCCCCCUAAGUGGGUGAACGCCAUCUGCACCGACUCCGCCUCGGCGUACGUCGCCGCGGCGAACAUGCUCCAGGGGGCCCAGCAGAGGCCGGAGCAUCGGCGGAUCACGUGGCUCCCAUGCGCAGUGCAUGUCUGCAACAAGAUGUUGUCAGACAUUGGCUGUUCGGGCCCGUGGUCCAAGGACAUCAUCGUGAGGGGGAGAGCGGUGGUGCGCUUCAUUAAGGAGCACGGCGCCGCUCUCCAUAUCUUCCGGGGGGAGAGCAGUCAGAUGGGCCUCAUCUAUCCUUGCGAGACACGUUUCGCAUCCGUGUUCGCAAUGGUGGAGCGUUUGCUGGCAGUGAGGUCAGCUUUGGAGAGGACGGUGGAUGGCGAUAGUUGGGGUAUGGUCCCUUGGGACCAUUCAGUUUGUUAUUUGGCUAGGUGGGUCAGGUGGCAGAGGGUGCAGGCUCGAUGCGCUCACAUGCUGGAGCCGGCGCACGCCGCUGCUCACCUCCUCUGUCCCAGCCGGCGGGACUUGCGGUACUUCGAGGGUGUGGUCAGCGACUAUGACGCGAGCUUGGUGAGGGAGGCGGAAACUUACAUCUUGUCGCAGACAGGGUUCAGUGUGGCGAGCCGCGACUACAAGACCGCAUGUGCACAGUUGUGCGACUUCCACACACGGAGGGGGACGAUUGCUUGGGGGGGGAGAGACGGAGACAGAGAUGCACAGAGGUGCAGGGGCGAUGCGGAGACGUACGAGUCCGGGUGUUGGUGGUCGAGGUACGGGCAGUGCGCCCCGCAGUUGCAGGUUAUCGCUCUUCGUGUGAUGUACAUGUGGGCGUGCUCCUCUCCUGCGGAGAGGAAUUGGGUCAUCCACGAGGGUGUACAGACGAAGAAGCGUAACCGGCUUGAGUUCGAGAAGCGAGCAGGUCGUAGGUUCGCGCUGCCGUGGACUCUAGAUGAGUCGUUGUUGGACGUGGAGGGAGGUAUCGGGAUUCGCCCCUCGUGGAAGGGGACGGACGAGAGUAGGAUGUGGGAGGAGGUCGAGUAUCAGAGACGUUCAUGGCUGCGUGACCCAUGUGGGUCCAGAGCUCCUCCGGGUGAUGUGGGCGAUGUUUUCGGGACUCGAGCCGCCACAUUCCACCCGUACCCUCGAUACGACAGUGAUUCCGAGGGUCACGAGGACGAGGACGAGCCGGCGGGCCUCGCUAGCACCACUCCUGCGGCGGAUGAGCGUGAUGAGUGGAGCAACCCAGAGGACGUCCGUAGACGGAGUGGCAGAGAUGACCUUUUCAUUCAGGUUGAUUUGGAGGAGGAGUCUGGGGGUCGUCAUGGGAGCCCUUUAGAGCGUCCGAGGCCUACGUCCACCGUCUUCCCGCUGAGCGGGAGACAGAUCCUGGGUCUGCACCUUCGAGGGGGGCAGAGUCGGGGAUUGGCCAUCGUUCUCUGGGUCGCUCUGGCACGACAUCAUCCACCGCUCUUCCCACUUCGACGGAGCAGCUUCAUCGACAGCCAGCCGUUGCAGAUCGAUUGCAGAGAUUGACAGGGGUUGGUUGGUGGAGAUGGUGGUGCGCUGGCCGGAGGUGGAGGCGGUGUCGAGGCUGAUGCGGUGGUUGAGGGGAUACCGAUGGGCGGCGGAGGCAGUUUCAGUGAGUUUGGCGAUAUGGGUAUGCCCCCGGGAGAGAGUGUGGGUCUGGCCCUAGGAGAGAGCGAGUCCCGUGGGGACAUCAGUGUGGGUAUGCAGGACUUAUUGGGACAGAUCAGCUUCGCGGACCCGAGUAGUUUCUCCCCUGCCAUGCGCGCAGAGGUGAUGUUGGGGGCAGAGGGGGAUGAGGACCAGACACCCCCUGGAGAGACAUCUGCAGAGAGGCUGGAUAGGCUUGAUAGUCGUCGAGUGUGCCUCAUGGCACAGAGGGACCCCAGGACACAGGAGCUCGCCCGUCUUGCGGCCGAGGACCGACAGAGGCAGCUGGGGACAUUUACGCCGGCGUCUGUUGACGCGGGGCCAGCUGCCCACACGGAUACUCCGGCAGAGGUUCAUGACACGACGCAGCGGGAGGCAGCUUCGGCAGAGGUUUCGAGUACGGGAGUGGAUGUCCAGCAGGGGACGCACGAGAGCGGGUUGGCACCGACAGAGGAGCCACGUUCGGAGUCGGCGCAGCAUCCUGCCGUGGAGCGGAGGCCAGAGGAGACAUUGAAGGANACGCACGAGAGCGGGUUGGCACCGACAGAGGAGCCACGUUCGGAGUCGGCGCAGCAUCCUGCCGUGGAGCGGAGGCCAGAGGAGACAUUGAAGGAGGUCGCGGGCGUGCCUCKGCCUGCGGGUUCAGUCGAGKRUGCCGUGCAUAUGUCCCCGGGUCUGGAGGACAUACCGACGGGGCAGUCAGUGGGCGUUGAUGAUAUUCGCCCAUCGGCACAGGCGGAGGGGAUAGCGCCGACCACCGGGGGGGACGGGGCCGUAGCGGGAACCGUUGGUGCUGGCGGGUCGGGGGUGCCGUCCGCGGCCGAUCCGAUGUCCACGUCUGGCGGGGGAGACCCCGCACAGGUGGACAGGCGUGACGCGGACGGACAGGAGAUGCCACAGACUUUGGUGGCUUGCACUGCUGUGGGGCCAGUGGGGCCACAUCAGGCACCGUUUUUGGAGGGUUUUAGGCGUCCUGCACAUGGCGGUGGCGCGGUCGAGGAGCGAAGGGGCUUACCUUCUGGAGGUUCCGUCACAGCGGCAUCGGGCGGGGUCGCAGGGGACUUACCUUCUGGAGGUUUGGUCGCAGCGCCAUCUGGAGGCGCCGCAGGCCCUUCGUCACCCUUGAGCGCAGCUCCGAGGGAGGGCGGCAGCCUCACCCUGAGGUUAGUUGCCCGUAGACGGAGAGACACUACCCAGCGUGCGUGGGAGUUGCUGGACACCAUGUUGUUCGGUCGCACAGAUCGACCAUGGAGUGAGACGAGACGGGUAACGACGGCGAGUGCCGGUCGUCAGCCAGGUUUGAUAGGGGUUUCCACGAGCGCGAGACAUCGAGAUGUUGUAGCUGCAGGGUUUGGCGGUAGAGGGGGUGGCGGCGGUGGCAGUGGUGGUGACGGUGGCGACAGACGUGAGGGUGCAGGCGGUGCCACGACGAGCGCAGUGGAUCCGCCACGGACGUACGGUUUGAGAGAGGCAUCGAUUAUUUUGGAGGAGCCUGAUGUUGUUACACGACUGACGCAGACCCGACACGUGCCCUUAGAUCAACACCAGGAGGGGGAGACUUCAGGGACUGACGGUCUGCCUAUGGCACGCGAGGCACGCCGACGUGAUGACCUAGCAGCAGCAGCCAUCAGGACAGUGAGAGGCAGGAGAGUCAUUAUGGACGACGAUCCCGACGAGCUUCCCGUCACUCCCGAGCCUCCAGCUGGCGGACGCGGCGGCCAGCAUCAGAGAGAUCGAGAAGGCGGCAGGGGCCGGUCCUACGGAGGAGUUUCUCAUCGGUCCCAGCGAGAUCCGCAUGUGCACGACGAUCGUUGACGGAUUAUGGACUUGCAUUUUCGUG
Molecule: messenger RNA, 4429 nt
Organism: Chara braunii
Lineage: Eukaryota; Viridiplantae; Streptophyta; Charophyceae; Charales; Characeae
Source: the annotation of a GenBank genome assembly